Molecule: messenger RNA, 828 nt
Organism: Planococcus citri (citrus mealybug)
Lineage: Eukaryota; Metazoa; Arthropoda; Insecta; Hemiptera; Pseudococcidae
Product: heterogeneous nuclear ribonucleoprotein 87F-like
Exons: 2
Coding region: 100-639 (179 amino acids)
Source: RefSeq, a predicted model, not a curated record
GUUCGAGUAACCUUUCAAACAUUUUCUAUCGCAAUACUUGUAGGUAUUGGCAGCGGUAUUUUAAAAAUACUAUUCGAAGCUACGUAACGACCGUUCGAAAUGUUGAAUAAGAUCGUACAUUUUUCAAUUUAUUUUUUAAUAAUACAAUCGUUUGUGUAUAGUAUUCCACAACCUAACAAUAAUGAGCCGCAGGAAAAAUUUCCAGUCACCCACGACGGAGGAAUCUACGACCCAGUUGUCCAGGUUGAUCUAGAUUUGAGCGCAGGGGUUCCCGGCCAAGAUAUCCCCGGCUUGGGAAAACCAGGCUCUGGACAAGGCGGUACCGGCGGCGGAGGCACUGGCGGUGGCAACGGCGGAGGACACGGUGGUGGAAACGGCGGAGGACAUGGCGGUGGAAAUGGUGGUGGAAACGGCGGUGGAAACAGUGGUGGAACUUCCCACUGGUGGGACUGGUGGACCUGGUGGUUGCCGAAACCAUCUUCAUCCGGACAAAACAAUGGGAAUUUCAAUUGGUUAGACCUGUGGACCUGGUGGUUGCCAAAACCAUCUUCGUCAGGACAUGGCAGCGGAUUUAAUUUGUCUGAUUGGUGGUCCGGGUUGAUUAAAUGGUUUCUCGGUUUCUUCGGGAUACAUUUCUAAAUAUCUUUGAGUUCAUAUGUAUACUUAAUACUUGAUACAAUAAUAGAAAAAAAUUAGCACUGCCAUUGUGCCUCCAAGCUGAAUAUUCUUUCAAGUGAUACUUAUAAUGUACUUGGGCAUGUAUUUUUAGAAACGUCACAGAGUAACGAAACUUAGUUGUAAAAAUAUAAGCUUUUUGAGAAUCUUAAA